Messenger RNA from Seminavis robusta, 1047 nucleotides. NCBI's taxonomy places the organism in Eukaryota, Bacillariophyta, Bacillariophyceae, Naviculales, Naviculaceae. The record is from the annotation of a GenBank genome assembly.
AUGUGCCAUUAUGCUGCUGCAAAUGGCCAUCUGGAAUGCCUCAAAUAUGCCAUUGAAACUGGAUUUUCAUGGAGCGCAACCAUAUGCGAGAACGCUGCAAGUAAUGGCCAUUUGAAAAUCCUCAAAUAUGCCCAUGAAAAUGGUUGUCAUUGGGGCAUAUACACCUGCUAUAAUGCUGCAAAAUUUGGCCAUCUGGAAUGCCUCAAAUAUGCCCAUGAAAAUGGGUGUCCAUGGAAUAAAAACACAUGCCAAUUUGCUGCUGAAAAUGGCCAUUUGGAAUGCCUCAAAUAUGCCCAUGAAAAUGGGUGGUCGUGGGAUGAAAACACAUGCCGCUGUGCUGCUUAUGGUGGCCAUUUGGAAUGCCUCAAAUUUGCCCAUGAACAUGGGUGUCCAUGGGAUGAGCUCACAUGCCAGUAUGCUGCUCUCAAUGGCCAUUUGGAAUGCCUCAAAUAUGCCCAUGAAAAUGGCUAUGAGUGGGAUGAAGAAACGUGCAGUGAAGCUGCAGGAUAUGGCAAUUUGGAACUGCUACAGUAUGCUCAUGAAAACAGCUGUCCAUGGGAUGGAUGGACAUGCGUCUCCGCUGCUGGGAACGGUAAUCUUGAAAUGCUGAUUUAUGCUCAUGAAAAUGGUUGUCUUUGGGAUGAGGAAAACACCUGCACCAAAGCUGCUCGCAAUGGCCAUUUGGAAUGCCUCAAAUAUGCCCACGAGAACGGCUGUCCAUGGAAUGAAAACACCUGCACCAGCGCUGCUUUGAAUGGUCAUUUGGAAAUCCUAAAAUAUGCCCACGAAAAUGGCUGUCCAUGGGAUGAGAAUACCUGUGCCUUUGCUGCUCAAGAUGGUCACCUGCAAGUGCUGCAAUAUGCUCAUGAAAAUGGCUGUGGUUGGGACGAAGACACAUGUAAAUAUGCUGCUCGAGAUGGCAAUCUGGAGGUACUAAAAUACUCAAUUGAGAAUGGUUGUCCAUGGGAGGAAAAUGCUUUGCUGAAUAGCAGGGAUGCUGGGGUCUUGGCUUGGGCUCGAGACUUAAUCGCCCAGAGGAAUGCCUGA